Messenger RNA from Magallana angulata, 1437 nucleotides. RefSeq lists its product as uncharacterized. Lineage: Eukaryota; Metazoa; Mollusca; Bivalvia; Ostreida; Ostreidae. Bases 114 to 1301 code for a protein of 395 amino acids. The record is from RefSeq and is a predicted model, not a curated record. The transcript is spliced from 3 exons.
AAGUAAAAAAAAAAAAAAACCCAGAAAAGAACUAUUUGCACUUACGAAAAAUUAGCAUUUGUUUUAUUUGUUUUUGUGAGGCCCGGGGAGAUUGUUCACAAGAGUCUAGCACUAUGCGGGGACUCGUUUUUGCACUUUUAGCGGCGGCCUUCGUGGCUUCAGUUCAAGGCCAUCGCUACAGAGGCCCAAGAUUCAUCAAUCUAGGAAUCACGGGAAUCCUUCCCCCAGUUUACGCGGGAUACAACAGGGGAACCCUCAGCCGCUUCGGCAGCAUUUCCGGAUCCUCCCUGAGCCGUACUUUGGAUUCAACUUUCCUGGCCAGUGGUGUUACCGGAGGACAAAGCAUCGGGUUGAGCUCGGUGUAUCCCUACACCAGGAGAAGCACUACAAUUAGAACAGUAGCGCCAUUCUCUGGUGGAUUCCAAACCUACAAUGAAUUUGGUGGUCUUCCUUCUGUACCUAGUGAUGGACCCUAUGAUCUUGAUGGACCUUUAUCUGGGUUUGGACCUCGUGGGAGUGACCUAGGACCUUUAGGAAGUGGUGGGCCAUUAUCUGGGGAUAGUGGCGUAGGACCUCUAGAUGGUUUUGGACCAAAUAACGACUUUGGACCUGAUGUUGGCCUUGGGCCUUAUGAUGGCAUAGGGCCGUAUGAUGGCAUAGGGCCUUAUGAUGGUGCAGGACCUGAAGUUGGCCCCGGGCCUUAUGAUUAUUUGGGACCUCGUAAUGGUUUAGGACCUCUUGGCGGUGACGGACCUUUUGGUGGUGACGGACCUUUUGGUGGUGACGGACCUCUUGGCGGUGACGGACCUCUGAGCGGUGACUUCCCAGGAGACGGUUUACUUACCGGAAGACUUGGUGAUCUCGGGCCUUUAGGUGGUGGGAGGAUUUCAAGUGGUUACUACGGGCCAUUAGGAUAUGACUAUGAAGCCAGCCUUGGACGUAGCGGUGCUGGCUCAGUUUAUGAAUCUUACCGUGGAUUGGACGGUUCAGGAUAUCCUAAUCCAUACACUGGUUUAGACGGACGCUUCGAUCUUGGCGAUCGAUUCUCGUCAUCUGGUGAUUAUGAUUAUUUAUACAACUAUCGUCCUGGGGUUUCCGGUUUUGGCGGCGACUUUUCCGUUUCCGGUGGAGGCCCUGGGUUGGACUUCAACCUUCAAGGUGGAGAUGGACAAGGUUUCAGCACUCAGUUUAGUGCAUUGGAAGGACAAGGGUCUCUAGGCCGCGGAACCGGAAGUGCCGGACUAGCAGAAUCACUGGGCUCUCCAGGUGGACGCUACCUAGAAUUAAAUAAUAAUGCAUAAGGCUUUCGAGCCCGACUUCUGGAAAAAGGAAGCACUUGAUGUAAAAAUCUGGUCUCUCUAAAACAUUUAUUGUACAUGUAUAUCAUAUUCAUCUUUUUGUCAGACGCCCGGGGACUUUCACAUUAAAAAAUGUAGC